GCGUUUUCUGUCAUGGCGGCCGCUGCAUGAAAAUUGCGGAAUUGCUAUCCGAUUCGUUGCUCGUUGUGAUUAAUUUAAUUAAAAAGUGUUGUUCAAUCAAGCUAGUGCAGUAACCGAUAAUUAAUUACAUCAUGGUUUGAGUUACCAAGCGUCACCGUGGAGAAUUCUAGCAAAUUAAGUGUAUUUUCAUUGUGGACUAUGUGCUAACGCUAAGCAUUAGGUUGUAACCAUGACGCAGUUUUUACCUCCUAAUUUACUUGCCCUGUUUGCGGCGAGGGAUCCUAUCCCUUAUUUGCCGCCUGCAGCGAAGCUCCCGCAUGAGAAGAAACAAAAAGGCUACGAUGGCGUCGGCGCUUUUCUCAACGUCUUUGAGCACCCAUCAGAAACGCCUCCGCCCACCCGCGUGGAAACCAGAGAGGAGCGCGCGGAGCGUCGUCGCCGCGAGCGCGCAGAACAGACAGCUUAUAAGUUGGAACAAGAGAUUGCCCUGUGGGACCCGGCGGCGAACGCGAGGGCCACCGCUGAUCCUUUCAAGACCCUGUUUGUGGCCAGAAUUAACUAUGACACAUCAGAAUCCAAGCUAAGAAGAGAAUUUGAGGGCUAUGGAGCUAUUAAAAAGAUAUACAUGGUGUACAACAAAGAGGACGGCAAGCCGCGUGGCUACGCGUUCAUCGAGUACGAGCACGAGCGCGACAUGCACUCGGCGUACAAACACGCGGACGGCAAGAAGAUCGACGGGAAACGGGUGCUGGUCGACGUGGAGCGAGCGCGGACCGUCAAGGGUUGGCUGCCGAGGAGGCUCGGUGGCGGACUGGGUGGCACCCGGCGUGGAGGUGCCGACGUGAACAUCAAGCACUCGGGCCGUGAGGACAACGAGCGUGAAAGAGAACGCUACAGCCGCGAGCAGAGAGAGAGGGACGAGCCGCGUGGAGGGCGUCGCCGCAGCCGCUCGCGUUCACCGCGCCGGCGCAGCACUUCUCGCUCUCGCCGCCGCGAGAAGGAAAGGGACAGGACGAGAGACGAGGAGCCGGCUGAGAACCGCCGCCGGCGCCGCUCGCGCUCCCGCUCGCGGCGGCGCGACAAGGACAAGGAGAAGCAUCGCGACCGCGACGCGCGCGCAGACCGCGACCGCGACCGCGACCGCAAGCGCGCAAGGAGGGACAAAGACAAGGACCGCGAUCGCAAGGAGCCCAAGCUGCGGGUUGACGAAAUUAAGGUCAAACAGGAGCCGCAUACUGACUAUCCCGAGUUCACGCUGCCCGCCAUGGACGUCCAGAUCAAGCAGGAGCCGGCGGAUGACGACGAAAACAAAUACAACCCGGAGGAGGCCAACGGGGACGAUUACAAUUAUUAAACUAACGGGCUGUUUACAUAUUUAUUGUACAUUUUUCUCUCAACACUCGCUUUUUCGUGGGUCUUCAGGAGCAUCGCCAAAAGAGGACAAUCUGGACAAUGGAACAAUUCUAGACAAUAGAAUUUCUAACUAAAUGAAUGCCCCUGUACCAUAUGAACAUUAGGAACUUUCAACUCGAUACCUCCACGCGUUCCUGAGAUAAAGGGUCUUGACAGACAGACAGACGGACGGAAGGACAUCAAAGUGAUCCAAUAAGGGUUCCGUUUUUUCCUUUUGAGGUACAGAACCCUAAAAAUAUCUCGUAUUAUGUGUACAAUGUGUUUGUCAGGCGCUAAUGGCUCUACACGAUGGGCCAGCGCCAGCCACUCCAAGGGACGCAGCCAUGCAGUAGAAUGAGAUAGCAAUAUAGUGAUAUUGCCAAGGGAGCCAGUGGGCUCCCUCUAACGCAUAAAUGCGGAGCCAUAAUACAUUGAAGUGCUGACGAUUCUAAGGUUGGUAUUCCAUCUGUCCAUGUGCAUGCAUUGCGUCUCACUCUCUCACCAAGCAAAAUGUGAGACGCAAAACACAUGGGAACAAGAAAUUGGACAGGUGUAAUACCACCCUAAGAUACAAAUCUAGGUCUGAGAAAUAAAUGUACAUUAAAUUAAAAAUAGCUCAUAUAUGUAGUCGUAUUUUAUAUAGUGAGUGUUUUGAGCGUUUCAAUACACUUUUUUUUUCACUAUUUUGAUGAUUUUUUGACAUUAUUUAGUAAAGGACUUACGUUUCUACCAGGCGGUCU
Molecule: messenger RNA, 2132 nt
Organism: Cydia splendana
Lineage: Eukaryota; Metazoa; Arthropoda; Insecta; Lepidoptera; Tortricidae
Gene: snRNP-U1-70K
Product: U1 small nuclear ribonucleoprotein 70 kDa
Exons: 10
Coding region: 230-1354 (374 amino acids)
Biological process (GO): mRNA splicing, via spliceosome
Cellular component (GO): U2-type prespliceosome; precatalytic spliceosome; U1 snRNP
Molecular function (GO): mRNA binding; U1 snRNA binding
Source: RefSeq, a predicted model, not a curated record